Exserohilum turcica Et28A is the source of this 756-nucleotide messenger RNA. RefSeq lists its product as uncharacterized. The record is from RefSeq and is a predicted model, not a curated record. The coding region runs from base 1 to 636 and encodes 211 amino acids. The transcript is spliced from 2 exons. Lineage: Eukaryota; Fungi; Ascomycota; Dothideomycetes; Pleosporales; Pleosporaceae. Gene Ontology annotation, molecular function: acyltransferase activity, transferring groups other than amino-acyl groups.
AUGGCGUUUGUAGUACGCGAAGUAUCGGAUGACGAGAUACCCCGGGUAUGCGAGAUUGAAAGCGUGUCGUUCAAUGACGGUCCUCUUGCCCCGAUCCUCGCGCCAGGCCCUUUCCCUGAAGAUGGUACGGAGGAGCAGGUUGAGCAGUGGAUCAAGACAAGAAAAGAAAAUUCCUCGAUUCGUUACAUGCAGGCAUAUGACGAAGCGGCGGGCAAGAUGGCCGCAUUUUCGCAAUGGUACAUCUUGGACACCCCAGAGGCAGUGGCUACUGCUGCUCGCCCGUCCCCGCCGACCGUUAUACCUGGCAAAAACGCCGAGGCAUGCUCGCUGUUUUUCAGUAGCAUGGUGGAGCAAAAACGAGCGAUUCUAGGAGACAAGCCUCAUAUUUAUCUUCGGCUACUCCUUACAGACCCAGCAUUCCAGGGUCGCGGCGCAGGCAGUCUUCUGAUGAAAUGGGGAAUCGAAAAAUCCGAAGAACUCGGUCUCCCUAUUUAUCUGGAAUCUAGCGAGGCGGGAUAUAAGUUUUAUCAGAAUCGCGGAUUCAAGGAUGUCGAGGUUCUUGAGAUUGAUUUUAGACCUCAUGGCGGGCCCAUCCAUAAGCAGCCUUUGAUGAUGCGUUUUCCUGGAGAGGCAUAGCAAUUCUUGCUGUGUUAUAUACCCUCGCUCCUUGGACCAUGAAAGCCAAUGAAAAGCCUGUAUAGAUAGCGUGAUGGAUAAUUCCUUUACUCGGGAACUGUAACGAAAUACACACAGCCU